Molecule: messenger RNA, 905 nt
Organism: Antechinus flavipes (yellow-footed antechinus)
Lineage: Eukaryota; Metazoa; Chordata; Mammalia; Dasyuromorphia; Dasyuridae
Exons: 6
Coding region: 1-795 (264 amino acids)
Source: RefSeq, a predicted model, not a curated record
AUGGCUGUAAAGCUUAAGGACUUGGGUCGCAAUCCCAUCUCCGCCUCUCGUGACAACGAAGGCGAUGAGAUCUGUCGUACUUUGCUUCAUUGCCUCCGAGUGCCAUUGGGAGAUUUUGUCGUAUAUGUCGUUUAUGUGCCGUACACAGACAAGGAAGGGUUCUAUAAACUGCUGGUCAGCCCCUUUGACUUCUUCCCGAACAUGUGCACUUCUGAGCAGGUCGGAGGAGAAGGAAGGAAGCCCGGCAGAGCCGACUUUGUCCAGCCAGCAGGAAGGAGGCUGAAACCUGGCUACCCUUUCGGUGUGGAGAGGGGGAAGAAUCCCGGCUGCCAAGCCAGUCGGCAACCUCCCAGCAUCCUCGGCUCCAAGUGUUUCCCUCAGAAGUGUCCAGCUCACUGGAAAAAAGCUCAGAGAGAGGCUGAAGAUCGAAGAUGUGGAAAAAGAGGAAGUUGGAAGGGUCGGUCUCUGCUGUCCCGUCCUGUGUCCGAGUCCACCUCUGAUUUGCAAUUGAGGAAGAAGCCUGGUGCCUCCGGAGGCCGCUGGACAGCGCCGCCCGCCACUCUGAAGUGCUGGCUAAUUGGGGGAAGAAAGGCUGCGAUUGUCUGUCUGCCCGGGCUGGACGGGCCCGCAGGGCCGGCUGAAAGGGCCCAGAGGAGGUGCCCGCCCGCCUGUGCCCGGCAGCUGCCGCCGGAGAUGUUUGGGGAUUACGUCAGCACCGCGGAAAAGAGGGACGGGGACGCCGAGGGAGACGGGGACAGGCAGAGGGGGGGAGAGGGAGACACAGAGACGGACUGAGAGACAGGCUGAGAGACAGAGGGAGAAAAGGGGGGAGACUGAGAGAGACAGACAGAGACAGACUGAGAGACAGGGAGAAAGGGGGGAGAAAGAGAGACAGAGAGAGACUG